AUGAGCGAAUCUACAACAAAAUCGACGAUUAAAAAGCGACAUUAUUGUUGCAUUUGCAGUAACUACGGGGGAAAAAUUGUGAAUGAACGUUGUGUAAAGUUGCACAGAUUUCCAACGGAAGAUAAUCUGAGAAAACUCUGGAUUAAGCGUCUGAAAUCUGUCAGUCCAAAUUUUGUGUCAAAUUUGAAAAACGAUCGACUUUGUUCUGCUCACUUCGCCAACGGAAAAUAUACAAAAGAAAACCCCGUACCUUGUGUGUUUAUCAUAAACAACAAGGAAAAGAUAUUUAAAUUAUCUAAGGUGGAAAGUUCAGAAUCGACAUUCACAUGUAGUGAUGAAGGCCAAGAUGUGGAGAAUGAAGAAGAGUAUGUUGGACCAGACUGUAUGUUAAUUACAAGCAGUGUAUCCGAGUUUGCUUCAAAAAAGUUCCAUGACUAUGCUGGAAAGAUUGAAUUUACUGUUCAAAAAAUGCUAAAUAAAGACAUACAGACCGACAUGGUAGGAGUGUCCUGUUCUACUCAGACAGAAGGGACUAGUUCAGUUUCAAUUUCAAAGUGUAGUGUUUCAACACAAACAGACUUUAUAACUCCAUAG
This is a messenger RNA of Lottia gigantea (owl limpet), 594 nucleotides long. RefSeq lists its product as hypothetical. The transcript is spliced from 2 exons. Bases 1 to 594 code for a protein of 197 amino acids. NCBI's taxonomy places the organism in Eukaryota, Metazoa, Mollusca, Gastropoda, Lottiidae. The record is from RefSeq and is a predicted model, not a curated record.